Molecule: messenger RNA, 1173 nt
Organism: Solanum pennellii
Lineage: Eukaryota; Viridiplantae; Streptophyta; Magnoliopsida; Solanales; Solanaceae
Exons: 2
Coding region: 146-985 (279 amino acids)
Molecular function (GO): nucleic acid binding; zinc ion binding
Source: RefSeq, a predicted model, not a curated record
UAUGAAAAAUGAUGUUCUUUUAGGAAAAAACAUGAAUUAGAUCACACUUGUUUGCUAUAAAUAGUGAUUUCCCUCAUUUUUCAUAUAUAUUCUGAUAUUCUAGUCUUCUUCUUCUUGCAUUUCAAUAAGUCUCGUGUAAUUUCUGAUGGAAAGAGAAGGAGCAACGUGUGGAGGAGAUAGAUUGAAGAACCAAGCUGAGGCCUUUGAGGAUAUGAUCUCAGAGGUCCCUUUUCGGUACCGUGCCGGGGAAUCAACAAAUUCAAUAUUGAAUCGAAGUCCAGAGGUGGAGAUUUCCCAAGAACAGCCCCCUGGCCUUAGCGUAAUCUUGCUGGAUAAGCAUGACACUAUUUUCUCUGGAGCAAAACGAAAAGUCAUAACUCUAAUUGAAAAGGUUGUUGAUAAGCCUUCAUUAAGCAGUGCUCCAGUAAAAAAUGUUACGGAGUGGAAUUGUGAACUUUGUCAGGUAUGUACUACAAGUCAAGAUGGUCUGAAUGACCACUUCCAAGGAAAAAAACACAAACGCAAGGUGGCUGCUAUAAGAGAACACAAGGACGACAAAAACUGCAGUAUUGGUCUUCUCCCAAAGAAACCAAAACUUAUGCAGCCUAUGGAACGUCCUUGCGAUGAUCUCAUAUCCGGGGAGAAAUUAGAGGAAGAAUCAUCAGCUAUAAACGAUAAUGAUCCAGCAUCCUUGUUGAUAGAUGACAGUGCAAAUGACUUGAGAAAGCAUACAACUCAUGAAAAGCAAGAGUUCCCAUUUUGGUGUGACACAUGCCAAAUUGGUACCUUCUCUGAAAUAGUCAUGGAGGCACAUAAGAUUGGAAAAAAACACAAACGCAAAGUGGAGAAUAAAAGCUACACCGUUGUUCUUUCACCAACAAAACCACAAUUCAUCCAGCUUGUGGGACAUCCUUCCGAUGAUAUGAUAUCAGGGAAGAAAUCAGAGGAAGAUUCAUCAGGUACAAACGAUAACGAUCAACCAUGAUUUUAUUCGCAAGGAUAAGUAGUGUCCAAAACGCAGAUUGUGUCAACAACUAGUAACUUAUUUUUGUUGUCAAUUAAAACUAUUGUUACCAUUAUUACCUUUUGAUUCGUUGUCCUUUCUACCAACUAGUAUUUAAUUUUUGUUGUUUAAGGAAAUCAUAUGCGUCGUUGAGUUUUGAAAACAGUGAA